CCCACGUGUCCUCUCCCACUGACCACCUGUCCCAUGCGGCAGCACCGCCACCGCCUAGCAGAAUGAGAAGCCCCCGUCACUAGAAGGUGGGAGUGGGAGCACCUCGCUAGCUUGGAUCAGUCACGAGCUCAGAAUCACCAGCCGGACAGAGCAAACAGAGAGGAAGCUCUUUCCAGUCUAGCACCGUGAACCAUGCUGCCAACUCGUUUCCCCACCAGCCGAGCCGACGGCGCCGGGCCGGAGCCCCUGCUGCCGGGCGCUUCCCGCGCCGUGCUGUCAGAGUUCGUGGCCACCGCCGUGUUCGUCUUCGCCGCCGAAGGCUCCGUCUACGGCCUCUGGAAGAUGUUCACGGACACGGGGACGCCGGGAGGGUUGCUCGUGGUGGCGGUGGCGCACGCGCUCGCCCUGGCCGCCGCGGUGUCGCUGGCUAUCGACGCGUCGGGCGGGCACGUCAACCCGGCCGUCACGUUCGGCUUGCUCGUCGGCAGGCGCAUCUCGUUCGCGCGCGCCGUGCUCUACUGGGCGGCGCAGCUUCUCGGCGCCGUCCUCGCCGCCGCUCUCCUGAGGCUCGUCUCCGGCGGCGUGCGCCCCAUGGGGUUCACGCUCGGCCACCACAUCCACGAGCGGCACGCCCUCCUGCUCGAGGUCGUCAUGACGUUCGGCCUCAUGUACACCGUCUACGCCACCGCGGUUGACCGGAGCCGCGGAGGCAACGGCAACGUCAGUGCCAUAGCGCCCAUCGCCAUCGGCUUCGUCCUGGGCGCGAACAUCCUCGCCGGCGGCCCGUUCGACGGCGCGGCGAUGAACCCGGCGAGGGCGUUCGGCCCCGCGCUCGUCGGCUGGAGCUGGCGCCACCACUGGGUCUACUGGGUCGGGCCACUGAUCGGGGCCGGGCUGGCCGGCGCGCUGUAUGAGUCUGUCGUGGCUGAGCAACCUGAGCCGGCGGCAGCUGCGGCCACACAGCUGCCCCUCCCAGCUGAGGAUUACUGAGUUUCGUUAUGCAUUUGCUACAAGUAACUACUCUACUAAUUAGCACCUGGAUUGUAUGCAAGUACCGUGCAUUAGGGAAAGGAAAAAAACGCGAAUAAUUUGAGAAUAAGAAACCGAGUCUCCCUUUUCUUAAAGGGAUUUGUGCUCAGUCAA
Molecule: messenger RNA, 1143 nt
Organism: Lolium perenne
Lineage: Eukaryota; Viridiplantae; Streptophyta; Magnoliopsida; Poales; Poaceae
Product: probable aquaporin TIP3-2
Biological process (GO): transmembrane transport; water transport
Cellular component (GO): plant-type vacuole membrane
Molecular function (GO): water channel activity
Source: RefSeq, a predicted model, not a curated record